AUGGGUUGCAGAUGAAGUUGUUUGCUAGAUUCACGCAGACGGUUACCAAGUGUUGCUGUAGGCUAGUUCGGGCAGUGAAGAGACCAUGAGAUAAGGGCGUUUAAGGAUUUUCCAUUGCCACAAGUGAAUACAACUAAAGCAUCACUUCCGCUUUAACUUUCUUGAAAGACACUUGCGUACUAAAGAGCGGCAGUUGUAGUUAGCAGUUAUGAAGUCUCCGGAUUUUUGAACAAAUCGAACCAUGGAUGGCUCUUCAAGCACUUGAAGGGUCUUCCUCAUCAGAGUCCUCACCAAAGUCCUUCACUGUCAGUGCAUGGGGAGUGAAUGACAAAUGGUCCCCGGAAGACCUGGGAUUGUAGUAUCAGCAUGCUUCCAUGUAGUGUGGGGCAGGAGAAGGUGGUCUGGGGGGUAUUAGAAGGUGGUGUGGGGCAGUAGAACGUGGUCUGGGCCAGCAAAUAGUGGUGUGGGGGGGGGUAAAAGAAGGUGGUGUGACCACUUCCUGGAUUGCUGAGGAGAUUUUAGCCAAGAGGACAGAGAGAAGACCAUGAAGCGCCCCACUGCUGCCGCCCCUGAUGGGGGGUGGGGCUGGAUGAUCGUCGCCAGCUGUUUCCUCACCACCAUCUGUACUCGGGCUGUAACAAGGUGCAUCUCCAUUUUCUUUGUGGAGUUCCAGCUACAGUUCUCUCGAGACUACUCAGGAACUGCUUGGAUCCACUCCAUCGUUGACAGCAUGACCAUGCUCUGUGCUCCGUUGGGUAGUUUCAUUGGGAACCGUCUGUCUCAUCGAGCGGCAGUGAUGUUGGGGGGGAUGCUGUCCGUUACGGGCCUGGUGCUAAGCUCCUUCGCCACCAGUCUAGAGUUCCUCUAUCUCAGUCUGGGCAUUGUCACAGGCAUGGGAUUUGCUCUGAGCUACACCCCAGCCGUGGCCAUGGUGGGCAUGUACUUCAGUAAGAGGAAAGCUCUGGCGUAUGGGCUUGCCAUGUCCGGUAGCGGCAUCGGCACUUUCGUGCUGGCCCCCGUUGUCCAGCUGCUGAUUGAGCACUACUCGUGGAGGGGAGCGCUGCUCAUUCUGGGCGGCCUGGUCUCUCACCUGUGCGUCUGUGCUGCCCUCCUGAAGCCGGUGGAGGAGCAGGAACUGGGGGCAGAUGAGCUGGAGAAGGGGUGCGUGGUGAGCUUACCUGACGCUAAACAAGGCGAUGCUAAGCUUACACACGUCAAGCUGCCGGACUUAAAGCUUGCGGAUGGAAAACCCGUGGGUGAGAUUUUGAAGGAGUUUAAACAAGCAGGUGACGUGCCAGGUUAUACAAAACGACCUGAUUGGAGAUCAGCAGAGGGCACCCACCUGACAAUGGAAAAGUCUGACAUCAUGUGCUUUUUGCCAAAGCAUUUGGAAACUAAUCAAGAAAAAACUGCAUGUGUAAAUGAACAACUUUCAGACACAAAGUCAGUGACCCAAAAUCCACCAAACACAGACGUUGAACAUACAGAAAGCAUGCAUGUGAUAAAGGAAAAAUCGGACAAUAUGUGCUCUUCACCAAUGCAAUUGGAAACAAAUCAAGAAAACACUGCAGAAGCAAAUACCCAACCAACAGUCACAAAGCUAGAAACUCAAGAUCCACCAAACACAGAGAGUGAACAAACAGAGAGCAUACAUGUGAUUAAUGAAAAAUGGGACAAUGUAUGCCUUUCCCCAAAGCAUUCUGAAACAAAUCAAGUUGAAGAAGAAAACACCAGACAUGCAAAUACAGAGCCACUGACCCAAUAUCCACCAGGUACAGAGGUCAAACUUUCAAAACCAGUGGACCCAACCCCACUGGACUCAACACUAACAGCACUAAAGCCUGCCGAUGCUAAGCUAUGUGAUUUAGAGUUACACUGCGCUAAGCUAGUGGAGGCCAAACUGCGGGAGAAGAACUGGUCCUCUCCGGGCGCUCCUGUCACAACUGGAUGGAGCAGCUGGUGUCGAGUUGUAGCGGGGUGCCGCUUCUGCUUACCCCCCACAGAGGAGUACGGCUUCCUGCUGAUGACAGACUUCCUGUUGCUGUCAAUGUCUUUCCUGUUCCUGGCAUACGGCUGCAGCGUGCCCUUCGUUUACCUGGUUCCUUAUGCCCUCAGUGUCGGGGUGAGCCACCAGCAGGCGGCGCUGUUGAUCUCCGUGAUGGGUGUCAUCAGCAUCAUGGGAAACAUCACCUUUGGGUGGAUCACUGACUGGAGUUGUCUGCGGCCAUACCGGAUGGUGAGCUACAUGUUGGCGGUGGGGCUGGAGGGCUUCAGCUGCUUCCUGGUGCCGCUGCUGCAGAGCUUCCCCCUGCUGGUGCCCUUCGCGCUGCUCUACGGCUACUUCGACGGCGCCUACGUGGCCCUCAUCCCCGUGGUGACGUCGGACAUCGUGGGGUCCUCCUACCUGUCAUCCGCUUUGGGCGUGGUCUACUUCCUACAUGCCAUUCCGUACCUCAUCAGUCCACCAAUCGGAGGUUGGUUAGUGGACCGAACGGGUUCUUACAUGACCACGUUCCUGCUGAGCGGGUUCUCCAUAAUGUGCAGCUCUGUGGUUCUGGGUUUUAUGUGUCUGCUCCGGCACUGCUGCAGGGGUCACUCUGGUUCCAGCGGAGAUGGAUCCAGCCAACCUGAUCUCAUGAAGCCAGCUUUACACCAAGAUCCCAGAUCCCAACAUCCUCUGAAGGCACACCAUGCCCUUCUUUCUUCAUCUUGUACAGCAGAGAUGCUUCAGUAAUACUGUAUAAUCACCUUUUGUGAAAUGCAGUGAAAUGCAAAACAUGAUGUUUCUAGACUAGAGCCAAUGUGCUCUAGGUCUAAAUGCAGACUUUUUCUGAAAAAUGCUGAAAAGGGAUUUUAAAGCAUUGCAUGUUACAGCAUGUGACUUCCAUGAAACAAACUUGACGAGCUGGGGGUCAUCCCUGCCUGGACACUUUCUGCCCUGUGCUUCUGAGAAACAUACAAAACCCAGUUGGAUAGUGAAGUUUUGUAUAAUUACAGUACCAAAGACCAGAGACUUAUAGUAUAUACAUCAGCCAGAAACCGUUUCUAUAUGAAUAUUAUGCAUAUCGGUAAUAGACACUGCAUCUACUUUGAGUAGAUACUCAGAACAGUAGAAUUAGUUAUUUUUUUUAUUUAUUUUAUACCUCAGGUUCAUGUGUUUAUUUCACUUUUUUUCUAACAAAUAAUCAAUAGUUAAAGCAGGAGAAAGGCAAUAGUCCCUAUGGAGGUCAUUGGUAUCUGACUUUGUUGAAAGGCAUCGUUAAUAGUGAAGCAAGCAGUCAUGUCCAGUUUACUGAAAAUAAAUCUGGAUACCUGGAUAGUGAAUCACUUGUGUAAUUUGAUUGAGUUGUGAUGUGAAAUUAAAAGAUACAUUACCCUAUGCAGAUCACAGCUGGA
Alosa sapidissima (American shad) is the source of this 3396-nucleotide messenger RNA. Its product is annotated as monocarboxylate transporter 12-B-like. Gene Ontology annotation, molecular function: monocarboxylic acid transmembrane transporter activity. Bases 545 to 2734 code for a protein of 729 amino acids. The transcript has 7 exons. Gene Ontology annotation, biological process: transmembrane transport; monocarboxylic acid transport. The record is from RefSeq and is a predicted model, not a curated record. Lineage: Eukaryota; Metazoa; Chordata; Actinopteri; Clupeiformes; Clupeidae.